AUGGGUGCAAAUAUGCUUCAGGUGCUUCUUAUGGCAUUGGCGUUAUUGGUUUUGACAUUUGCAAUCGGAAGUCUUCCAAUAUACUGGUUUUCGGAGGAAUCAAAUGGUACCAAUGAAGAAUUCACAGGUAAAUCAAAACAUGUCCAAUAUAUUAAUGUAUUGGCCCAAUUUGGGAUAGGUAUGCUGCUGGGUACUUCAUUCAUGCUGGUCAUUCCUGAAGGGAUCAGUGAAUGCCUGGAACAUGGAGGAAACGUAGGUUUAAACAUGUUGGUGGGUUUCCUAAUUGUCUAUGUACUAGAUAGAAUUGUUCAAUCAAUAAUGAAUAAUAAUAGCCAAGAGACAAACCCAGGAAUUGAGAUCAGAGGAAGAGCCGAUAUUAUAUUUGAAUCAUGGAAAGAUCUGGUAAAGAAUCCUAAACAAGUAUGUCAAGCCAUCCUUAGAAAUAAUGUUGUAUUUGCAUUAUUUAUUCAUGGGUUAUCCGAUGGUGUGGCCUUAGGGACAGCAGUUAAUAACGAUUCACUUAUGGUUGUAAUGCUAAUAGCAAUUGUUAUCCACAAGAUCCCUGCCGUGCUCUCAUUGUCGAGUUUGAUGAUUUCUAAACAACAUCUUCCAAAAUGGGAAGCCAUAUCAAACUUAUUUGCAUUUGCGUUAUCCACUCCAUUGGGAUAUAUUGUUCUAUCGACAUUCAACUUAAAGCAUUCAGAGACAAUGAGCUGGUUGAGUGGUAAUUUAUUACUAAUGAGUGGUGGGAGUUUAUUAUACGCCUCUUUCACAGCAUUCGUAGGAGAUUCUGGACAUUCUCAUAAUAAUGAACAUAUCCCAAUGCAGACGUAUGACACCGAAUUCUCUUCUGUAGAUGACCUCGUGAUCUCUCAAUCAGAUAACCAUGAAGAUUUGGAUAUGGAAUGGGAUCCAAGGCGUUUCAAUAUCGUCAAUGAGGAUAACCUUAACAGCACUUCGAAUGGUAAUCCAGCACCUCUAGAAAGUAAUAGAAUACGUGAUGAUAGAGGCUUGAACGGAACUCAACAGACAUUUAGUUGGUUAUCAAUGGACGAAUCCAUAUAUACCUUGACAGGAGUGGUCCUACCUGUCAUCAUAUCGUAUGUUAUAAAUGAAUGA
Maudiozyma barnettii is the source of this 1119-nucleotide messenger RNA. It is a transcript of the gene ATX2, whose product is annotated as Mn(2+) transporter ATX2. Bases 1 to 1119 code for a protein of 372 amino acids. Gene Ontology annotation, molecular function: metal ion transmembrane transporter activity. Gene Ontology annotation, cellular component: membrane. The transcript has a single exon. The record is from RefSeq and is a predicted model, not a curated record. Gene Ontology annotation, biological process: transmembrane transport; zinc ion transport. Lineage: Eukaryota; Fungi; Ascomycota; Saccharomycetes; Saccharomycetales; Saccharomycetaceae.